Messenger RNA from Plasmodium vinckei vinckei, 1332 nucleotides. RefSeq names its product conserved Plasmodium protein, unknown function. The transcript has a single exon. Lineage: Eukaryota; Apicomplexa; Aconoidasida; Haemosporida; Plasmodiidae. Bases 1 to 1332 code for a protein of 443 amino acids. The record is from RefSeq and is a predicted model, not a curated record.
AUGAAAAGGUUAAUUGAAAAGAAUGUAAUUAAAAUAAAUUAUAAUACUUUUGUAAAUCAAUAUAAAAAAGCUUUUAAAUGUGAAAAAGAUAUAAUUGAUGAAGAACUAUAUGAGCAUUUUAUUAUAAAUCCUUUUACUUAUUCUAGACCAUUUGGCUGUUUACUUCCUAACUAUAACAACACAGAAACCUAUUAUUUAAAUGGGAUAAAUAUUUUUGAAGUAGUAGAUUAUGUUAGCAUAAAUGAACGUUUGUAUAAAGUUGAAAAUUCUGGAGAUAAUGAAGAUGAUAGUGAUCAAAAUGAUGAAAGUUUCAACUUUCCCGAUAAUUCAGGAAAUGAAGAUACAAUAGACUAUAGUAAUAGUGAGGAGGAAUAUGGAAAUGGAAAUAAAAAAGGGAAAAAAAAUAAAAAAUCUAACAAAAAUAGUGAAAGUGUAAAAACUAAAGGAAACCAAAAAGGAACCAAUCGCAACAUAAACAAUAACAACACUACACAAGCAAAAAAAAGUAAUAAUAAAUAUCGAAGGAUCUUUCGAUUUUUAUUAUUUGAUGGUAAAUAUUUUAUUUAUGCUUAUGAAUAUGAAUAUAAUGAAAUUUUUAAUUAUCUUGAGACAAAUAAAUAUAAAUAUCCAAAAAUAAUUUUAUAUAAUAACCCAGUUAUUAAACGUAAAGUAAUAUUAUUAAAAAAAAAUCAAGUGAUAAUUUUAUUUAAAGGGAAUAUAACAACAGAACAAAAUACUUCAAGUAUAAAAGAUGAAGAAGAAUGUUAUGAUAUAGUUGACAUUAAUAAAAAAAGUUAUUUUAAUUAUACUAAUAAACAAGAGGAGCUUAUUCCAAUUUCUACAAAAAAUGAAUCAAAUAGUUAUAACUGGUCUGGAAAUUAUAAUAUGCCUAAUCAAAAUAGGCAUCAUAAUGAUAGCCCAAACUAUUUAAGCAGAGAAAAUAAUGUAAGACAUUUUUAUUACGAAGAUGACAAGUUUAAAAAUACAUAUACCAAUUCAGGCACUACCAAAGACGAACAAAAUUAUAAUAAUUUUUACAAUAACAAUAAUAGUGAUAAAUACGAUCAUUUUAAAAGUUAUACACCCCUAAACCAGGCACCCAACUUUAAUGAAAAUGCACAUAAUAAAAACUUUACUCAAACAAAUUCGCCAAAUAAUAAUCCAAACCGAAUGUGGAUAAAUAAUCAAUCUAACAUAAAUAAGGAUAUUUUUCAUACAAAUAAUAAUAAUCAACUAAUAGAUUUAACAGAGGGUUUUUUCUCAUCGAAAUUUUUUCAAAAAUCACCGGAUAUAAGUAACACAUGUGAUGAUGUUAUUAUUUUGGAUGAUUAA